Messenger RNA from Vicugna pacos (alpaca), 2619 nucleotides. The record is from RefSeq and is a predicted model, not a curated record. NCBI's taxonomy places the organism in Eukaryota, Metazoa, Chordata, Mammalia, Artiodactyla, Camelidae.
AUGGCUUCCAGGCCCACCAAGAGUCAGGCUGCAGGCAGCAGUGACCAGAGCCCCAAGCCCCACAAGCUCUUAGCUCUCAGCAGUGACCUCACCUCACUGCAACAGGGCCCCAGCUUCCCAGAAGAGAAGUGCAUGGAUGGUUCCCAGCAAGGGGCCCCUGAGAGUCCCAAGAUUCUGCAGGGAAGCCAGCAAGAGCUCCAGGGCCUCCUGAGCCAGGUGCAGGCCCUGGAGAAGGAGGCUGAAAGCACUGUGGACGUGCAGGCGCUGAGAAGGCUCUUUGAGGCUGUGCCCCAGCUGAGAAGGGCCCCCCAGGCUCCUGCUGUCCCCCGCAAGCCUGAGGUCUCAGUGGAGCAGGCCUUUGGGGAGCUGACAAAAGUCAGCACAGAGGUUGCCCGGCUGUGCACAAGGCCCUCAGCUCCAUGUCUAGCCUCCAGCCAGGGGCUAACACUAGGGGUCAUUCCCAGGUGACCCCAAAGGACCACGGUGCCCGCAAGAUCAGUGUUACAGAUAGCAGUAGACAAACCUAACUAUACAGGCCAGGAGAUUAGGGUUCAAACUGCAGUCAAGAGCCAAAAGGAGGUGACAUGCCAUUCUGAGGUCCAGCAUCAAGCCAAGGUCAGAAAUCACACAGAAGCCAGAAGUCAAGCUGCCCUGACCACCUCUCGCACCAGAAGUCUGGAGACACUGAGAGAAGAUUCCGGCCUCCCUCGAGUGUUACCUCCCAGCAGAGAUUCACCCUCCUCCCCAAGCUUCAUUUCCAUCCAGUCAGCCACAAGGAAGCUUCCAGAAGCUCCCAGCCCCAGAGGCAGCCCUGAAAUCUCAGUGAAAAGUGCACACCUCACCCAGGCUGUGGGCCAGGCUCAACUUUACCAGAAGGGUGUCCAGGACAAGGCUGGGAAAAAGGUCACCCAGUGCUCUGGACAGCCCGAGCCUGCCCCUACCUCAGCCAGCUCCCUGCCCACCAGGCGGCAGAAGAGUGUUCUGGAGCUGCAGGCCAGGCCGGGAGGCUCCCAGGGCCACGGAGCCACAAGAACGGUGACUGAACAGUACGAGAGUGUGGACCAGUGCGGGAACACGGCGCUCACAUCACCCACCAUGGUCACCGAGCCGGCAGAGUCCCUGAGGGGCCCAGGCCCCCACCCCGGACUCCAUGCCUCCCCCUUGAUGCGACAGUUCCUGCGCAGCCCCGCCGGGCUCGCCCGCGGCCUGGCAGAAGCCGGGAUGCUCGCAGCCAGCGGCCCAGUGAGCCGCUCCGCCUCCCGCCAUGGCCUCCCACCCAUCCCCAGCGCCCGAGGACGGAGGUGGGUCCCUACCUCUCACACAGAUGAGGAGAGGACCAAGAAGAAAGGGCAGCUUCCGAGACUUGUGGGCAGUGUCCCUUUUGUCAAGUGGCCCUUUCUUGAAAAAGGGGGAAAGAAAAGUUGAGACGGCGCGCCUGAGGAGCCGGAGCACAGGAGCUCGCGGCGACGUCAUACAUGCGGACGCAUGCGCUCCUUGCACAGGCUUGGCCCGCGCGGCGAUACGAGCGCACCCGCAGGAAGGAGCCCCCUAACCCCCGCGAGAGACCCUCUACUUCAGUCUUUGUUUCUUUUAUUAUGAGUCUAAUGUUCUCAGUCUUCCGCCCCUUCACUGCUGGAGAGGAUAGGGCUGGUUGGAUCCAGGCCCCUUCAUCACUAUCUCCAAUGUCCAGCGGCUCAUCCUGGCAGCCCAAAGAUCACAGGGAAAAGGCCGGCGAUCAGCAGUGUCCCUAGAAGCUAAAGGUACUGCCUCUCCACCCCUACUGCCCCUCACUUUGCACCCCAAAUGGGAAGGAUAGAGUCUGAAUAAACCCAAGUUUUAGUCUCUCCUCUUCGUGUCUAUUUGUGCGGAUGUCCCAAAGUCUGGGUCCUCACUGUGGGGUAAAAACAGCCACACCUCCAGGUGCUCCUUUUUCCCAGCCGCAACAGUGUUGGAAGGCUCUGAAAAGCCACACCUUCUACCAUCUUGCUGGGAACCAGAAAGGCCUGCCCAUCCCCUGUUCUCCUUGCUCCCCAAGCCCCAUACAUACACACACUGCUGCCUCUCUACCUCUGGUUUCCCGCCUGGAGGUUCUCAGGCAGCAUCCUGGAGUGGAAUCUGAACAGAUCCCUGCUCCAGAGUGGAAGAAUGGCCCAGCCAGGCCUGGGAAGCAGGGAGGGUGACAAGCCAAGAGAACUCGAGUAGCCAAGAUGGCUGGACCACUUCCUUCGGGUCAGGCCAGGUGCAAUGUGCAGAGCAGGGGUUCCUGGGAAGGGAAGAGCAUAGAUCCUGGCCUAGGAAGUCAGAAUGACUUGGUGAAGGGUCCUUUCAACACUCUCAAAAAUUAUUGAGUGCCUGCUGCAUGCCAGGCCUGUAAUAGGCAGCAGGGACCCAGAAGUGAGGUCUAAUGGGGUCAUGCUCUCAGGGACCUGACUUUAUAGGAUGAAGAGGCAGAGAGACCAUGAGUAAACAGGAAAAAUCCGAUCAGGAAUAACGGCUGUACACCCGACUAGGUACAUCUGCCACUCUGGGGUAGGGGUCUUAAAACAUGAUGAUGUGACAGUGAUGGGGGUUGCCUUAGAGAAUGUGACCAAGGCAGACCUCUGCAAAGGGAAAAAAAAA